CCACAUGGUGUGGCGGGUGUGACCCCUGACCUCUGUGAGUAUCUCGCCGGCAGCACCACGUGUUCGCGGCUCCGCGUUGUCUGAUCAGUCAGAGAGCAGGCAGUAAGAUGGCGGUGCGGUGGGGAGCAGGAGAGGAGAUGUUGAGCACCGGCACUAUGGAAUUUUUCACUACAUACAGCCUGGACGAGCGCGAGGUGCUGGGAGGCUCUUUGUCCAGUAGUGGCCUCCACAAUCUUGGCCUGAAUAACCUGGAUGAGGGAGAGAUCCUGGAAUCCUUUCACGGCUGCCUUGACCCGUCCAUUAUCUCCAUCCUGGAAGACUCCUCCACCAUCAGUGAGACUAAAAGCCGCCUGGAUGAGGAAGGCGAAGCUACACUGCUGACUGCUCUCACGGAGAUUCUAGACAGUGUGGACGAUGAGAAUUUAUCACCGUUCGACACUCUCCCCGAUUCGGAGCUCUUCACUUCCAAUAAAGAAAGGGGCAGCUCCCCGCUAAGACGACUCCUGAGCCUGGCCAGGUCUCCCCCUGAGCAUGAGACUCUCAACCUUGAGGACCUGCGGAGACCCAAACCCGUCUCCUCCAGCAGCACUGUGCAGGUGGAGAGUGGAGCUCCUGACAGACAAUGGGAGUCCUUCCUGGAAGGAUUUGGGAAGCCCCGGGCUGAUGGUCCACAUGGGAAAGCAAGGACUGCACCCCGCGGAGCUGUGACUAGGGGCCACUUCAGUGUGGAAACCAAGAACACAGCCCUGCAGAGGAGCGACGGAGAGGAGGAGGAGGGAGAGGCCAGCAGCCCUGCCCAGGGGUCUUCAGAGAGUGACGGGGACCCCUCCUCGCCUGCUGGAGCACAGCUGGGGAUCCCCUUGACCUUCGAGGCCAGCUCAGAGUGCGUGGUGAAUCCACAGAGCUUCACCAUCAAUGACCUGGUCAAGUACAUGCACCCCUACUGCCUGACUGUAUGCCUGGAGCCAGGAGACGAAGAGAGUGAGCAAAUAAUUGCCAACGGAGGGCUGGUGCUGGAGAUCGUGGAGGGAGAGCAGCAGGGAGGUCUCAUUGCUGGCUUUCCAGAGCUUGGAAUUCUGGUGGAGGAUUCAGGAGACGGUUUGGCAGAGUCGAUGGAACAAUCGGCUCACCCAGAAGAGGAAUGUCAGAGCUCAGAGGCUCCUGGGAUAGAGGCUCAUCCCAAGCAGGACACACAGCCAGAAGUUGGCGCUGGCGUCGAAGUUGAAGAGAAGGUUGCCGAGGAAAGAUCAAAGGGCCAGAGCCCGGAAAGACGAGCAUCCAGUCGGAGGAAGAAACGGAAGAGCAGAGCAGGUCCAGGGGGAGGGGUUCGGGAGGACAAACCGAAGAGCCGCCUGAGAGAGGAGGUGGGGGAGGAGGAAGAGGUCAUCGAUGUUUGCCAGCCUCCUCCUACACAAUCUGUUACUUCUGGUGCCGCUGCCCUCAAAGAAUCACAUUUUCUGGCUCGCCAACUUGAGAGUUCCGGAUUGCAGUCCACCCGGGAAAGGUGUGUCCAGACCCGGUGCCGAGCUAAAACUGGAGAGAUGGCAUUAAAAGCUAACACUGCGCGUGUGGCAGCAAAGCCAAGGAGCACCAAAAAAAGUUGUGCUGUUUCACAGACACUGACCGAGGUCAAAACCCACAGACAGCGAGGGUUACCUGCGGCGCCGCAGCCCAGCCCAGGGCUUGUGACAACACCCAGCUCUGCUGUGACCAGCGCAGCAGUACAGGAGCCAGAGGGUCCAAGCUCAUCUACCCCCCCACAGGGGGAAAGCAGCCCCCCAGAAUCAGAGGCAACCCUGACAGGAGGAUCCUCAAUCCAGGAACAGAAGGAUCCUAAACCGAGAAUGCUCAGCCUGGAGCAGUACCGGCUCCUCCGGCAGAAGAAGAAGCCUGCGCCUGUGGAGAAGGUCCAGGACCAGAGCAUGAAGUGGCCCACCCUGCCGGAGCUCCCCAGGGAGCUGCCGCCCAUCCCCUGCUUACCAGAGCCUGCGCCAACCGCCCAGAGAAAAACAGACCAGCCACCCACAAAGACGGGGUCUGCCUGGCACCCAAUGGGGCCCGGGGCUCCUCCAACACCCGAGGCCCUGCUGGUUCCGCCAGGCAUGAGAGUGGCCCCGAGCAGGCCUGCCAUCCACCUGACAAAACAUGCCGUGCCAGGCUUAGGACCUUCCCCUGUAGAUCCUCGCUGCCGCCCCCGAGCUGGAACAGCCCUGCCUGUUGCGUCUGCCGCUGCUUUGAAUGUUGCUGCUGCCAGUGAUGCUUUACAGAAUCCCACUACAGCCAAUGGCCAAAGCCUGCUGUUUUAUGCCCCCCAGAACUCCACGUUGCCUCCUAUUGAACGGGAUGUGCAGUGUGAUGGGAGGACACCACUACUCCUGAAUGCCACCUCCGUAGCAUCUUUCCAUAAACCACAAAUUACGUCUGACAGCCAGUCAAUCGUGAGUCCCCAGCAGCUCCCUAAGGCAAUGGCUCGUCCGAACAGCAUUCAAGUUCACUGCGAACCAGCGACCCAGACCGCUGCGGGAGUCAAUCAGCCACGACCCAGACCCAGUUUACCGAAGGCUCCAGUUCAGCAACCUGAGACUGGAGUCCCUGCAGCCAGAGCACCUGGGGGAAGAGCCGCACUGACAUCCCUUAACACUGUGGAACACAGGCAGCCGGGCUCAAGGCUUCCCACGCCAUACCCCCCAGCCCAGGGAUCAAGGCUUCCUACGCCAUGCCCCCCAGCCCAGGGAUCAAGGCUUCCUACGCCAUGCCCCCCAGCCCAGGGAUCAAGGCUUCCUACGCCAUGCCCCCCAGCCCAGGGAUCAAGGCUUCCUACGCCAUGCCCCCCAGCCCAGGGAUCAAGGCUUCCUACGCCAUGCCCCCCAGCCCAGGGAUCAAGGCUUCCUACGCCAUGCCCCCCAGCCCAGAAGAAAACUGCCAGUGUGGAUUCUGCUCCACUGAGACCAGCUAUAGCCCAGCCACUUACUGCAGUGGUGAAGAGUCCCACUGAAGAUCUCAUUCAAGCCUUUACUAGUGAAAUAGGUAUUCAGGCCUCUGACCUGACAAGCUUGCUAGAACAGUUUGAAGAGACUCAAGCCAAAGAGCAGCACUGUGUGCCGGAGGUCUCUGGCAGAGCAGCAGCUGUAGGAAACUCGGGCUCUGAGCCCCAGGUGGACAGGAAGAUGUUGGAUCGCGUGCGCGGACCGGACCUGGCCAGCACUGCCGGUCUGACCCCUCCUGCCACACCUCCCCAUCACAUGUGGAAGCCCCUGGCUCCUGUUUCCCUGCUGAGGAAACCCAAACUGCCCGAGGGACCCAAGCUGUCCCCUGCCAAGGCCAUCCAGAUCAUCGACCCAAAGCCUCUGCCCCACAGCAAGACUCGCACCAAGCUCCCCAGCAGCCCGGCUCCCAGCCUGCACAGUGAGAACCCUUCCUUCGCAGAUCACGAUUACUGCCUGCCUGGGACGGAGCCCGCCUGCGCGGAGAAGGGAAGGCGCUGGAAUGUGAAGCAGCAGAGCAGCAUUACAAUCAAGCCUAUAGAGCAGCGUGCUCCUGCAGGCUGCCCUAGAAAAUGUGCCGUCCAGCCGCUGGAUCACAGGACUCUGUCAGGCUCAGUCCUGCUGUCCCCAGAUUCCUCCCCCUGCAGGCUGGAGGCUGACACUGCAUCCCGGGACAGCACAGAGUUCUCUAGCAGCAGACGCUUUCGUUACUACAGCCCAGAGAAGAGCGAGAGGGGAAGGGCGAGGAGAAGAUCCCGCACACGCUCAUCCAGCUCCUCCGAGUCCGAUUCGUCUGGGUCCAGGUCCAGCUCUCCACUGACCAAGAGACGGAGAAGGUACAGAUCCCGGUGUUCCCGAAGCAGCUCCAGCUCCAGCUCCAGCUCCCCCUCUCACUCCAGGCAGCGGAGGAGACCGCACUCGUACUGCAGCUCCCGCUCUGGAUCCUGGAGCCGCUCCAGCUCCUCGGCACGCUCCCGCUCUGGAUCCUGGAGCCGCUCCCCCUCUCCCUGCAGCAGGAGGAGGGACAGCCGCGGCAGAUCCGACUAUGACUGUUACAGUUAUGAUAAUUCAAGAGAUCGCGUCCACAGGCAGGAGUUGAGGAAUCAGCGCAAGGAGAAGGCCAUUGAGGAGAGGCGGGUUGUCUACGUGGGAAAGAUCCGCAGUGGCAUGACGAGGAAGGAGCUGAGGGAGCGCUUCUCUACGUACGGGGAGAUCGAGGAGUGCGCCCUGCACUUCAGAGAGGAGGGGGAUAAUUACGGCUUUGUUACGUACCGACACACGGACAAUGCGUUUGCUGCUAUUGAAAACGGGCAGAAACUCCGCCAGCCGGAUGAACUGCCCUUUGACCUCUGCUUCGGGGGGCGCCGGCAGUUCUGCAAAAUGAGCUACGCAGAUCUGGAUUCCAAUCGUGACUAUGAAUCCACUCCUGCAAGAAGCAAGUUUGAUGCACUAGACUUCGACACUUUACUGAAACAGGCCCAGAAGAGUUUGCGGAGGUAACCCCAAUAUUGAGCCCAUCGAGUGUGGAGAGAGAGCGAGAGAGAAUUACCUCAGAGCUGCUGACUGCCUGAUACCUACAGCUGCUUUUUUUGUUUUCUUUUUCUUUCCUUUUUACAAGCCGGCUCCUUCUAUGGAAGUGUGGUUUUGUAAAACUAAUUAAAAAAAAUAAAUAAAUAAUGGAAUGUGGUAAAAUGUAUAAAUAUGAAAUCUGAGUGUUUUUUAAAGAAGCAGUAUUUAAAGUAUUUGAACUGUUUAAAAACAAAAAUGACAAAAAAAAAGUAAACUCAAAAAUGAAAUGUAAUGUUUUUCCUUUGAAAUGUUUUGGGAGGGAAAAAUUGUAAUAAAAAGUAUUUAAUAAAUUCUGGCAAAACCUAAAUAAAAA
This is a messenger RNA of Acipenser ruthenus (sterlet), 4866 nucleotides long. RefSeq names its product peroxisome proliferator-activated receptor gamma coactivator-related protein 1-like. NCBI's taxonomy places the organism in Eukaryota, Metazoa, Chordata, Actinopteri, Acipenseriformes, Acipenseridae. Gene Ontology annotation, biological process: positive regulation of transcription by RNA polymerase II. The transcript is spliced from 14 exons. Bases 108 to 4484 code for a protein of 1458 amino acids. The record is from RefSeq and is a predicted model, not a curated record. Gene Ontology annotation, molecular function: RNA binding; transcription factor binding. Gene Ontology annotation, cellular component: nucleus.